Molecule: messenger RNA, 258 nt
Organism: Dictyostelium purpureum
Lineage: Eukaryota; Evosea; Eumycetozoa; Dictyosteliales; Dictyosteliaceae
Exons: 2
Coding region: 1-258 (85 amino acids)
Source: RefSeq, a predicted model, not a curated record
AUGGCAAAAAAAGAAAUUAAACAUGAUAAUCCAAUGGAUGCAUUAACAUUUAAAUCACCAGAAGGUAAGGGCGCUGGUGUAGAGUUAUCAAAUCAAAUGGCACCAAAAGAGAAUGAAACUACAUACCAAGGUAUUUUUUCAGGUAUUUAUUGUGGAUUGGGUGCAGGUUUAGGAUCAAUCAUUGGUGGGUUUUAUAUGAACAUAAAUCGCCAAUGUAUUUGUUCAGAUUUACAGCUAUCGCAACAACAUUUAGUUUAA